Molecule: messenger RNA, 1744 nt
Organism: Chara braunii
Lineage: Eukaryota; Viridiplantae; Streptophyta; Charophyceae; Charales; Characeae
Source: the annotation of a GenBank genome assembly
GGAAUCUGCGCCAUACUUAUGACUGUGUUUCACGAGUAUGCAACACCAUCUAUCAUCAUGAAGCAUCAUCGUCACUCAUUAUCAAUCAUCAUCAUCAUCAUCAUUAAUCAAUCAUCGAUGAUGAUGAUGAUGAUGAUGAUGAUCAUCGUCAUCAAUCAUCAUGGUCCAUCAUCAUCGUCAUUAUCAUUGUCAAUCACGGAUGACAAGAAGAGUACGCGAAUGUCGGGAUUGUCAACCUGGAAAGUGGCGCAUUGCAAAGCCUUCUUGAGAAAGCAUGGGGACACUGUGGGCGGCAGAAAGGCAGACCUCCUGUUGAAAGUCGAGCAGAUCUGCAGGUUGGACUCUAGUAUCCUUCAGCAAAUCCCAAGCACGUGCUCCUCCAAGAAGAAUGCGAAAGAUGGCUCGGGUCAUGAACCGAUGUUUGUCGGUGUCACUUUGUCCAAAUGUGACCAUCCGGCAGCUACCGAUGCUUGUGACACGGAAAGUGUUUGCGGAGGGACAGUGAUGGAUGGAGAUGGCUGUAGCAGCGAGCAAGACGAGAAUGAAAGUGCUCCUGCAAAACCUGUCGAUCCUGAACCUUCUGUGAAACCUCUUCCAAAGAUCGAGGAAGUGAUGUUUGGAAAAGCCAUGAUGCUCAUUGAAGAUGGUCAAUAUGACAAGCUGAACUGCAAUUACUGCAAGGUUUACCUUAGGAAGUAUGGUCUGGGCGUAUCUGGAAGGAAGAGUGAGCUCAUAACUCGCAUUCAAGAACACAGAGCGUUGUCCUGUCCCAAGCUUUCUGGGAAGCAGCAUCCACCUUCAUCAGUCAACCGGGCCUGCAGAGCGGGAGGAGGAGCGGGAGGAGCGGGAGGAGGGUUGAGAAAAGGAGCGGGAAAAGGAGGAGUGGGAGGAGGAGCAGGAGGAGGAGCGGGAGAAGGAGCGGGAGGGGAAACGGGAAGGGGCGGAGGAGCCGCGGGAGGAGGAGCGGGAGAAGGAGGAGCGGCAGGGGAAACGGGGAGGGGGUUAGGAGCGAGAGAAGGAGCAUGUGAGGAAACGGGAAGGGGCGGAGGAGGAGCAGGAGGAGGGGGGAGCAGGAGGGGGAGGAGGAGGAGGAGGAGGAGGAGGAGGAGGAGGAGGACUGGGCGGAGCGGGAGAAGGAGCGGGAGGAGGACUGGGAGAAGGAGCGGGGAAGGAGCUAUGGCACGGGAAGAGGAGCGGAAGAAGGAGGGGGAGGAGCAACGGGGGGAGGAGCAGGAGAAGCAGCGGGAGAAGGAGCAGGAGGAGUGGGAGGAGCAGCAAGAGGGGGAGCAGGAGGAGAGGGAGGAGAGGGAGAAGGAGAGGGAGGAGGAGCGGGAGAAGGAGCGGGAGCGGGACUAUGGCGGGAUCUUUGUCACGUUGUUUGGCGGAGGAGGAGCGGCAGGAGGAGGAGGAGUGGGAGGACCGGGAGAAGGGACGGGAGGAGGAGUGGGAGAAGGAGCGGGAGAAGGAGUGCGAGGGGAAACGGGAAGGGGCGGAGGAGGUGCGGGUGGAGGAGCGGGAGGAGGAGUGGGAGGAGGAGGGGCAGGGAAAACGGGGAGGCAGUUAGGAGCGGGACGAGCGCAAGGGGGAACGGGAACGGGCAGAGGAAGCGCUGGAGGAGGAGCGGGAGAAGCAUUGAUUGAUUGAUUGAUUGAUUUAUUGAUUGAUCGAUCCGAAAAAAAAAAAAAAAAAGAUCGCCCCGUUCGCCUUUUUUGUUUUUGUUUUUCAAUCAAUCAAAUCAACCACG